Messenger RNA from Sparassis crispa, 1515 nucleotides. Its product is annotated as Probable UTP--glucose-1-phosphate. Gene Ontology annotation, molecular function: UTP:glucose-1-phosphate uridylyltransferase activity. Gene Ontology annotation, biological process: UDP-alpha-D-glucose metabolic process; glycogen metabolic process. The record is from RefSeq and is a predicted model, not a curated record. Bases 1 to 1515 code for a protein of 504 amino acids. The transcript has 11 exons. Lineage: Eukaryota; Fungi; Basidiomycota; Agaricomycetes; Polyporales; Sparassidaceae. Gene Ontology annotation, cellular component: cytoplasm.
AUGUCAAUGCUCUCGCCUGUCGUGUUCGGGGAGAAGACGCCUCGCACAAGGGGCGUGUCUGCCAUGAACUUCAAGAGCGCCACGACAGGCGUAGCUUCCAAGAAUAUGCGCAAUGAGCUCAACGGUCUCGUGAACUCUGUGUCCGACCCGGCGACGAAGAAGGCUUUCGACACAGAGAUGCAGUCAUUCUUUUACCUUUUCACGCGCUAUCUGUCCGAGAAGGCGCAAAGCAAGGAGCUUGUUUGGGACCGUAUCAAGUCUCCCGCAGCGGACCAGAUUGUCCCGUACGACAAGCUUCCGACCUCGGUGGACGCUAAGUCACUCAGCAAGCUGGCAGUGCUGAAAGUGAAUGGUGGUCUCGGCACAUCGAUGGGUAUGACAGGAGCGAAGAGCGCGCUCGAGGUCAAGGACGACAUGACCUUCCUCGACCUCACCGUGCGGCAGAUUGAACACCUGAACACUACACACCGUGUCGACGUUCCCCUGAUCCUGAUGACGUCCUUCAACACACACGAGGACACCUUACGUAUCAUUAAGAAGUACGCGAACCAGCAGCUGAGGAUCACGACGUUCAACCAGUCGCGGUACCCGCGGAUCUUCAAGGAGACGCUCCUCCCGUGUCCUAAGACGGCGGACGACGACAAGAAUAAGUGGUACCCGCCUGGCCACGGCGAUCUUUACAAUGCGCUGUACCACUCGGGCGUUCUUGAUCAGCUACUGGCAGAGGGUAAGGAGUACCUGUUCGUAUCGAACUCCGACAACCUUGGCGCAGUAGUGGAUCAGAGCAUCCUGCAACAUAUGAUUGACACGAAUGCCGAGUUCAUCAUGGAGGUGACCGACAAGACAAAGGCGGACGUCAAGGGUGGUACACUCAUCGACUACGAGGGCAAUGUGCAGCUGCUCGAAAUCGCUCAGGUGCCCUCAGAGCACGUCGAGGAGUUCAAGUCGGUGCGCAAGUUCAAGAUCUUCAACACCAACAACCUCUGGAUCAAUUUGAAGGCUGUGAAACGCAUCAUGCAGAAUGAGGGCAUGGAGCUCGAGAUCAUCUUCAACCCGAAGGUCACCGAGGAGGGCCUCUCGGUCAUUCAGCUCGAAACUGCUGCUGGUGCGGCGAUCAAGCACUUUAGAAACGCGCACGGGAUCAACGUCCCGCGGUCGCGCUUCCUGCCUGUGAAGAGCUGCUCGGACCUGCUCCUCAUCAAGAGCGACAUCUACUCGCUCGAGCACGGCCAGCUUGUCAUCAGCGAGAACCGCAUGUUCGGCACCACACCCGUCAUCAAGCUGGGCGAUCACUUCAAGAAGAUCCAGCAGUUCCAGAAGCGAUUCAAGAAGAUCCCCAAGAUAAUCGAGCUCGACCAUCUCACUGUUACGGGCGACGUUUACUUCGGGCGCAAUGUGACUCUGCGCGGCACAGUGAUCAUUGUAGCGAAUGAGGGUCAGCGGAUUGACAUUCCCGACGGUUGCAUACUCGAGAACAGAUUGCUGUCGGGUAACUUGACGAUGACUGAACUCUGA